Solea senegalensis (Senegalese sole) is the source of this 577-nucleotide messenger RNA. It is a transcript of the gene capslb, whose product is annotated as calcyphosine-like b. Lineage: Eukaryota; Metazoa; Chordata; Actinopteri; Pleuronectiformes; Soleidae. Gene Ontology annotation, molecular function: calcium ion binding. The transcript has 3 exons. The record is from RefSeq and is a predicted model, not a curated record. Bases 128 to 463 code for a protein of 111 amino acids.
AUCUGAUGAUCAUCAGAUCUGAGAUCGAUUGAUUUGGUCUUCACACAGGCAUAUAUGUACAUACACACUUGUGAUAAUUGAGCAUUCUGGGAAAGUCUUUACUGAGGAAGCACGAUUACAUCACAUCAUGAACAUUUCCACAGUUUUUCUUGUGUGUCUGUGUCUGUGUGUGACCCUGGAGAUGGCGGUGACGUCAGAGGUCACUGACCCAGUGGAGCAGUACAGGCUUCACUGUCUGACACCAGACUCAUGGGAACUGAACAAUAUGUGCAGUGUCUUUAGGAUGAUGGACAGCAAUGGCAACUGCUUUCUGGACUUCGAUGAGCUCUGGAAGGGUUUUAGCAACUCAGGCGUCUCAAUGGACCAGCAGGACACUGUCACCGUGUUUAAGUACUUUGACCGCGAUGGAAGCCGAACCGUUGACAUUGGUGAAUACCUCGUCGCUGUCUGGGUACAUAUUUGAAUGAUAAGUCACUGCACACAAGUCACAUGUACCAAUUACAUCAUGUACUUCAGGUGUACUUCAACCUAAUGAUGAGUUGUGAUGCGAUCACUGCUUCAAUAAAGAGUUCAAACA